Molecule: messenger RNA, 2062 nt
Organism: Schistosoma guineensis
Lineage: Eukaryota; Metazoa; Platyhelminthes; Trematoda; Strigeidida; Schistosomatidae
Source: the annotation of a GenBank genome assembly
AUUCCCGGUUGUUCGGAUGAUUACGUUACUCCCGAAAUUAGUUUUAGCCAGACUUUCAAUAGUUUUUGAAAAUAACUGACCGCGUUUAAAAAGAGGCAACACUUUGAAUAUGUGAUCUUUUCACUGUUUGCAAUUACAUUAGUUACCGGAAAUCGAAAUGCAACUCAAUGGGACGUUCGACGUGAAGUUAGGUAAAAGUUUUCUAGAUCGAGAUUCAACAUCCUACAUGACCAUGCGUUGUGAUUUCAUGCCCGCUUCUGUCGAUCGUUCACAACCUGGGUCAAUCAAAGUAAACGAGAGCAAAGAAGUUGUUGUUAGCCUGCCCAACGUUACAAACUCUGGACCAGAUACAGCAACUUUGUUUCGUGGAACUGCACGUCCUGUUCAAAAAGAAUGUAUUUUGAUCUACAAUAAAAAGACCCAUGAAUUAACCUUGGAGAGAAUUGCACAUACUGUGCAGCUAAAGAAAACCCGAGAAGAACGAAAAGCUGACACCACUUGUCCGACCAACUCAGAAAUGCCACAGUUCCAGUCCUUGGCUAGCCGCUCAGAACAAGAUUUAAAAUCUGUUCGACCAUCUCCAACCAAAAGAAAAUCUAAUGAUCCCGAGAUAUCGACUUCGAGUUCUAUAGUACAACAGCCAACUCAAAAAAAGCCUCCACAUUCGAGAACGCUAAGUAGUAGUAGCAGCAGUAGUAGUAGUAAUAGUGGUACUUCUAGUAGUAGUUGUGACAUGGAUAUUGAAACAUCGGAGAGUGAUAGUGACAGCUCCUCAGAAAGUGAUUCAAAUUCAUCUACUCUUAGUAGUUUAUCAAAUGACAGAAACAAAACGUCGAAAGCAAAACCAUCUUCAAAUGGAAAAACUAAUACGAAAACGGCCAAUGCAACAAAUUUAGAGGCCCAUCGUAAACUGAUUGAACAUGAUUUAAAAUUAAGUGAUUCUGACUCUGAUUCUUGUGCAUAGAAUGUUCUAGGAAAAAAAGCUGUUUUCUGUGAUUUGUGCUGUAAAUAGUGAUUCUUACUACAAAAAGACAUUAAAGAAGUAUGUACCACUUUUCCGUAUAUGAUUAUCUCUUAUGAUUGAUUUUAUUUGUCUUUAAAUAAAUACUGCUAUUUACAUGUUCCAUUCUUCCUUGCAGUUAUGUGAAAAUUUCGUUUUAUUCCUUAUCUUUAUAUUCCAUAUAUAACUCAGAUGUUAUGCAGUCAAAUGAUCUUGUGAGAUUUAUUAACUCAUUUAAACCAAUAGCUGUUACACCAAGAUUAUAGUCAGAUCUACCUCUAGUGGUACUAAAUUCUAGUCAUUCUCUUCUCGAGUGUUCGUUCUAGCAGUCUUAUCAUCCCAUGUGUAUUGACUGGAGAAUGUUUCAGAUAGUUUAACCUUAAAGACAGUGAAUAGCAUUGACUUGAUCUGUGAUAUACUGUUAACAUUUACUACUCUGCCGAUAGAAUUAUAGGACUAUUGAUGUCAUUGCUUUUUCAUGGGUUUUGGAGCAGUUAUCCUUAUUAUUACAAAAACAAUGAAAAUCUAUGUAGAGUGCUUUUCAGUUUUCAAUACUACCAUAAAACCGAUAAGUGUCUUCUUUCUCGAUAAAUCCAUUUGUGUAUUUUCGGCAGAGACAAACUGAAAGCUCUUAACUGGUCAGUUAAUUUGGACAGUAAAUAUUAGGUCAAUCCUCAAACACCAUGUUGACCUUGUAUCUCUGUCUUUCGAUAUAGAACCUAUUCUAUGGGAAUUUUGAUUUUUAAUUUGUUUUCUUUUAAAGAGCGAUUCAGUGAUUUACCUGUUAAGUGAACAGACCAUAUCAUUAGUCGACUCUAGACAGCAAAUUAUUUCCUAUCUUUUUACACUAAUUGUAAAUUUAUUCUGUACUAAGAUAUGUUGCUUUAUUACUGAUAAUGACUCCGGAUUAGCCACCCAACAAUUUUAGUCAACUAUCUUAGAAUAACAUCAAGAAACAUUGUUUGUUUUAUUAACUCAAAUGUUGGUUUAGGAGCUUAACCUUUUAAACCAUCGAAAUCUGGUGUUUAUUGUCCUUCAACUACUGAGUUCCGAGUUAGUGAG